GUAGGUAGCAAACUUACGUUUGGCGUACAGUAAAUAUUUCACUGGCACGAUACCUGAAAGAAAAGUAAGAAAAGAUGGGUAGAAAAAUUGAAUUAUCUUUUCUCGCAGUCAUAGCAAUUUCACUCGAGUUUUCCAAUGCAGUUGACUACUGUAAGAUCUGUUCAAAUAAUCAGCAAACGCUUUGCAAGUUUCCCAAUCCUGGCCCCUCGUCAGCUUGCGCAGGUUUCCAAGGAUCCGGAUUGACAGAAUCUGAAAAGCAAAAUAUUCUGAAUUUGCACAAUCACCUGAGGCACAAUGUGGCGAUCGGAAAUGAAACCAGAGGAAGUCCUGGGCCACAACCUGCUGCUCAGAGUAUGCCGAAUAUGCAAUGGGAUGACGAACUUGCAACAGUCGCACAGAGGUGGGCUGAUCAGUGCAUUUUCGGUCACGAUAGCUGCAGAAACGUUGAACGCUUCGUCGUAGGACAAAACGUUGCUAUCAUUGGAACUACUGGCAAUGUCAUGAACAUCAAAGUCGAAUACAUGGUUCAGGUAUGGUACGACGAGGUGAAGGACUUUAGCAAGUAUCAAGUUGCCAAAUUUAGCGCCAGAGGAGCUAACGGACAUGAAAUGGGGCAUUACACCCAACUAGUCUGGGCUAAGAGUACUUACCUCGGCUGCGGUGCUGCAAAGUACGAGAAAGACGGGUAUAACAAUUUCUACCUCGUCUGCAACUACGGACCUGCCGGCAAUUGGAUAGGAGAGCCAGUGUAUCAAGCUGUCUAAUUCAAGUAUAACAAUAAAAUAGC
Messenger RNA from Nasonia vitripennis (jewel wasp), 787 nucleotides. Its product is annotated as antigen 5-like protein 1. Lineage: Eukaryota; Metazoa; Arthropoda; Insecta; Hymenoptera; Pteromalidae. The record is from RefSeq and is marked validated. Gene Ontology annotation, cellular component: extracellular region.